Molecule: messenger RNA, 1425 nt
Organism: Punctularia strigosozonata HHB-11173 SS5
Lineage: Eukaryota; Fungi; Basidiomycota; Agaricomycetes; Corticiales; Punctulariaceae
Exons: 1
Coding region: 1-1425 (474 amino acids)
Source: RefSeq, a predicted model, not a curated record
AUGACUUUCUUUGUUGACGAGGAUGUGCUGCUAAGCUCGACUCCGCCUAGGAAGAGGCGUUUACUGGAUCGUGGUGAUUCCAUUCGCGACCAACGCACCUCCCCUUCGCCGACCUCCGUUCGGUACCUAAACGUACUCGAUGUGAUGUCCGAUGAGGCCUCUGCACGAGGAUUCCAGAGUCAUAUCAAACGCCCAGCGUUGCCAUCUAUGGAUGAAAACACCAACGUGCGAAAACGCCGCUUCGGUCGCAUUGUCGAGAUCGAAUUCGAGCAUUCGCUGGAGGCGCUCUCAGUCGCCACCUCCGACUUCAACGGGGACGACGAGGAGCCCUGGGGUACCGUCCAGGAGUCGAAGCUGGAUCCUGUUCGCGAAGUGCCCGUGGUAGUCGUGACGGAGGCGUCCUUGUCCAUGUCUCCCGCGGUGUCGGUAUGCAGCUACGAAUCCGGCGACGCCAUCUCGAUCUCCGCUUUCCCUCAACCUCCCAUGCUGUCGUCCGAUAUCCCUUGGUCGGAUUCCACGUUGGAUGAAGUGCGCGCCAUGAGUGCCUUCUGGAGCUAUUCAGCUGGGGAGCUCGAGGAAGACCUGUUUUCUCAACCCAAUGUACCAUUCAUCGCUGUUACAGAGGAGGAGAAUGAGGCUUUAUAUUCGGUCGAAGGCGAUAGCCACCCGGAAGCCGCAGCAAUUACGGGAGGCAUGUCAUUGCCCGACUGUAUGUGCAGGAACAUUGACGAGGACACAUUGGACGCUCGGUCCCCAUUGGUUGUGCUGGAGACAAGUGUCAAACACCGAUCUGCAGAACUAUUAGCAGUGUUGUUCAAGGAAUCGCCACUGCCUUAUCGUCCGCCACAGCGCGACUCGUGCAUUUCCAUAAGCAGUGUUGCCCCUCCGCCCAGAACACGCAAGGAUCUCCGCGCAAUGCUGGGCUCACCAUAUAUUGCACCCGGAACCAUCGAUGAUUCCAAGCUGGAGAUCGCGUCAGGCGGCAGCACUGGGCACAUCGUGACCGACGGCGUAGGCGAUGCCCCAUGCCCAAUCGAACAGGUCGCACCACCUCCGCGCGAAGCGAUGAAGUGGACAAGUUACCGCCCCAGACAGAGUCUAGCCCCUUUCGCUGCAUAUGCAGUCGGUCUUCCGCCUAUCGGCGAAGCCGUUGCCUCCGACACGCCGCCUUCUCUCCCACCCAUCCCAGCCGUUUGGUCGCCUCUUCCAAGCAGUGUUGAUGACGCUGCUACAGCCGCCCUCGAGGAGGAUGACGUCUCCGGACAGUACUCCUUCAUGAAUCAUUCGCCAGAAAUUGCAGACCGCCGAGACUUCGGCGAAGAUACGCGCAAGGCAACCGUACGCCAUCUGUUCAAACGCGCGAUGGAUAAGACCCGCAUGGUCAACCGGUGGAGGAAGCCCAAAGCCGACAUGGUGACCUUCUGA